AUAAAGAAUAAUAAUAACAGCCCUUUCUUCUAAAGCUCUUUGAUAUCUAGCUACCUUCAUCCUUAUCACCAAUGGCUCCUCUAGCCUAUGAAUCACGUCGUUCUCUAGUCCCCGAGUUUCUAUACUCAUCAAAAGCAUUCUCCCCUUUUGAUACAUUGACAAGGAUGAAUCUUGGAUCGCCGCGAGCAACGUCGUCCUUUGUUCAUAAGGCAGCACCGUCGAGAAGCAGUUUCUUGAUCCCAGCACCGUCCGAGAAGAUAGCGAUGUUUUCUCCGGCUUACUACGGUGCGUGUACAGUCGGUGGGAUCCUCAGCUGUGGCCUUACUCAUAUGACCGUCACUCCUCUUGAUCUCGUCAAGUGUAACAUGCAGAUUGACUCAACUAAAUAUAAGAGCAUCUCAUCGGGAUUUGGAGUUUUAAUGAGGGAGCAGGGAAUGAAAGGCUUUUUUCGAGGGUGGGUGCCUACUCUGCUUGGAUAUAGUGCUCAAGGGGCGUGCAAAUUUGGAUUUUAUGAGUUCUUCAAGAAGUAUUACUCAGACAUUGCAAGGCCAGAAUAUGCAGCGAAGUACAAAACGUUAAUAUAUUUGGCUGGUUCUGCUUCAGCGGAGCUGAUUGCAGAUGUUGCUCUUUGCCCCAUGGAAGCUGUCAAAGUUCGUGUUCAAACUCAGCCUGGCUUUGCUCGAGGUUUGUCAGAUGGGUUCCCCAAGUUUGUCAAGGCAGAGGGAGCUCUUGGGUUGUACAAAGGACUUGUCCCUCUCUGGGGUCGUCAGAUUCCAUACACAAUGAUGAAAUUUGCAUCUUUUGAGACCGUUGUGGAGAUGUUUUACAAAUACGUCAUUCCUACACCCAAAGAGCAGUGCAACAAAAAUGUUCAGCUGGGAGUAAGUUUUGCAGCAGGAUAUGUGGCUGGCGUGUUCUGUGCUAUUGUCUCUCACCCCGCUGAUAACCUUGUUUCAUUCCUCAACAAUGCCAAGGGAGCCACUGCUGGCGAUGCUGUCAGGAAGUUGGGGCUGUGGGGGCUUUUCACUCGUGGCCUUCCACUUCGUAUUGUUAUGAUUGGAACCCUCACUGGAGCUCAGUGGGGAAUCUACGAUGCUUUCAAAGUAUUUGUCGGACUGCCUACGACUGGAGGAGGUGCUCCUACAGCACAUAUUGCAAAGGCUUAGAAAUUGAAGUAGAUAAUUUUAACACCCAAGCAAUUUUUUUUGGAGAUGCCAAUAAUGUUAGGAUGCUAGUAACUGUUUUAUUGUUGCCGGUGCACACCAAAUAUAUACAUACAUACACACAUAUAUGUAUAUAUAUAGUGUGAGAGCCAUACUUCUUGUUUUGAGGUGGCGGUUUAGGUAUUUUGUUUUUUUAAACUUCCCUGUGAAUUGUUGUUUGAUUAUGUUGUCUCGGCAGUCGGAUGAUACAUCCUACAUGUUGUAUUUACUAUUACAAUCUGUUGAACCUUCAGGUUCAAGGCAUUCCUUUCUCUGGUCAAUGUUCGGAAACGAGUAGCUGCAUUAUUCCUCUGAAAAAAAGUAUUACAGAA
This is a messenger RNA of Prosopis cineraria, 1534 nucleotides long. Its product is annotated as mitochondrial phosphate carrier protein 3, mitochondrial-like. Lineage: Eukaryota; Viridiplantae; Streptophyta; Magnoliopsida; Fabales; Fabaceae. Gene Ontology annotation, biological process: mitochondrial phosphate ion transmembrane transport. The transcript has 6 exons. The record is from RefSeq and is a predicted model, not a curated record. Bases 72 to 1166 code for a protein of 364 amino acids. Gene Ontology annotation, molecular function: phosphate transmembrane transporter activity. Gene Ontology annotation, cellular component: mitochondrial inner membrane.